Ctenocephalides felis (cat flea) is the source of this 1500-nucleotide messenger RNA. RefSeq names its product cytochrome P450 6k1-like. Gene Ontology annotation, molecular function: iron ion binding; heme binding; monooxygenase activity. The record is from RefSeq and is a predicted model, not a curated record. The annotation marks the transcript as partial. The transcript is spliced from 4 exons. Lineage: Eukaryota; Metazoa; Arthropoda; Insecta; Siphonaptera; Pulicidae.
AUUGUAAUAAUUAUUACAGUAAUUUAUAGUUAUUUUUUGUAUUCAUUUACUUAUUGGAAAAGAAAGGAUGUACCAUACAUCCAACCUUCUUUUCCAUUUGGUAACAUAAGUGCAAUGUUUUUCCGAAAACAGUCAAUGAGCCAAGUGAUGUCAAACUUAUACAACAGUGUCCAAAAACCAUUUUUUGGUAUAUAUGUAUUCCUUUUCCCACGAUUGGUGGUAAAAGAUCCCGAGUUAAUAAAAAUGAUAAUGGUAAAAGAUUUUCAGAACUUCCAAAACAGAGGAAAUGAGUUUGAUCCCAAAACAAAUGCUUUGGCAUCGAAUUUAUUUAGUUUAUCUGGUGAGGCUUGGGUAAAAUUGAGGAAUGUUCUAUCACCAGCUUUUACAUCUGGAAAACUGAAAGUUAUGAUGGAAACGAUCACAAAAUGCGGAGAACAACUUCAAGAACAUUUAUCAGAAAAGGCAAAGAACAGUGAAGUAGUUGAAUUUAAGGAUUUGGCAGCAAGAUACACGACUGAUAUAAUUGCAUCAGUAGCUUUUGGAAUAGACGUAAACUCUGUAAAAAAUCCUGACGACGAAUUUCGACAAAUUGGUAAAAAGAUCUUCCAAGUAUCCAAUUAUAAAGACUUUAUCGUGAAGUUAUUGUUCCACAAUUGCCCGGAAUUGAUAAAUUUAUUAAGAAUUUCAAUUAUUAAUGCUGAUGUGUACAAAUUUAUAAUGAAUAUUGUACAACAGAUUGUGACUCUUAGAGAGAAAAAAGGAGUAGUGAGAAAUGAUUUUAUGCAGAUGCUCAUACAGUUACGGAAUUCAGGAAAAGUUAAUGAAGAUGAUGGCAUGAAAGUUAAAAUCAAAGAUGCAAAGCUUUUAUCGAUUGAAGCAAUUGCUGCUGAAGCUCGCUUAUUCCUUGCAGCAGGUUUUGAAACAUCUUCAAUGACAAUGUCUUCAUUUUUUUAUGAAAUUUCCCAAAACCCAUACAUUAUGAAAAAAGUCCAGAAUGAAAUCGAUACUUGUGUUAAAAGGUAUGGUGGUUUUACAUAUGAAGCCCUGAACGAUAUGAAGUAUCUGGAAAAUUGCAUAAGCGAAACAUUACGUCUGUAUCCUGUUUUGCUUUCACUGACAAGGGAGUGUUUAACUGACUACAAAAUUCCUGGAAGCAAAACAGUAAUUCCGAAAGGUACCAGGGUAUUGAUUCCGCUAUUGGGAUUGCAAAGGGAUCCUAAAUAUUUUUCAAAUCCUGAAAAGUUUGAUCCUGAUCGAUUCAGUGAUGAUCGCAAAGAUUCAAUUACACCAUACACAUACAUGCCAUUUGGUGAAGGAAGAAGGGCCUGCAUAGGUAUGCGAUUGGCAAAAUUGCAAAUGAAAGUUGGAUUGGCUAUGACAUUAUAUAAAUUUGAUAUUUUGAAAAGUGCAAAAACUUCGCAGGAAAUUCGACACGAUCCAGAAUCAUCAGGAGUUUCACUUUUGGGUGGAAUUUGGCUUCAAGUUGCACACCGAAAAUAA